This is a messenger RNA of Parathielavia appendiculata, 493 nucleotides long. RefSeq lists its product as uncharacterized. The record is from RefSeq and is a predicted model, not a curated record. Lineage: Eukaryota; Fungi; Ascomycota; Sordariomycetes; Sordariales; Chaetomiaceae. The coding region runs from base 113 to 295 and encodes 60 amino acids. The transcript has a single exon.
CCAAAUUCCCACCUUGAAAGUCUCAAAUACCAGAUUCUCGCCAGGUCCCAACACUUCAACACACAGUAAGCCGCGACAACGACACUCGCACAUGAUUUAUUUCUUGGUCUCAAUGCGCAGCACUGCCUGCACCUCGCCAAGCGCAGCGGUUUCUGCCUGCUGGCAGCCUGUCACCCCGCCAAUCGCGCAUCCGAGUCCGACGGAUACUUGCGUAUCUCGAGCAUUAGGUGACUCCCCAUGCAGCCCAUUGCCGGUUGAGGCUGAGAUAACCUCCCUGAGCUAUGUAACGUGUUAAGCUAUCGCGCCGACCACAGUUGACGCUAUUAAUAGACCUCUCCGCCACGACGGUCUAUCUGUCCAUCGGGCUGGAACCGCGACGGGACGGAUGUUUCCGGAACCGCUACGAGGCAAACGAAGGGAAAAAUGGUCAGUGGUCGCAGAGUGUCACGAGGAUGUCAAUUUUUGGUUGUUUCUGAUGUUGAUUGUGUUCUGU